This is a messenger RNA of Bombina bombina (fire-bellied toad), 1923 nucleotides long. RefSeq lists its product as uncharacterized. Bases 511 to 1098 code for a protein of 195 amino acids. NCBI's taxonomy places the organism in Eukaryota, Metazoa, Chordata, Amphibia, Anura, Bombinatoridae. The record is from RefSeq and is a predicted model, not a curated record. The transcript has 3 exons.
GCUGAAUGUAUCUAUUAAAGACCUUAUUGGAGGGGUGGAAAGGGAGCACAGAGUAGGACCGGAUAGACCUAGUCAGAAUCUGGAGCAACCUCGUCCCAUAAUGAUAAAAUUCUUGCAUUUUCAAACCAAAACUGCCAUCUUAAGAGCCUACAGAAAAGUGGACGAGCUGAUGUUUGAAAACUCAAGGCUACUACUGUUCCAAGACUUCUCUGCGGACCUAAUGAAACGCCGCAGAGAAUUCUCACCCCUUUGCUCACAGCUUCAUAGGGAGGGUAAACAGGCCUACCUUUUGUACCCCGCUAGGCUCAAACUGGUCACCCCCAGGGGUUCCAGAUUCUUCGAGACCCCAGCCGCUGCCCAGGAAUUCUUAGACAACUAUGAACCCUUAGCGCGCAGCCCCACACACAGCCCUCAGAGACACCUGAGAGGGGAGGAGGGAUGUCUGGGAAAUUUAGAUAAAGCUAAUAAAUGUUUAGUUAAGGCUAAUUUUACCUGACUUAAUUUGCCAUAAUGGUUGAUUGGGCUUGGAUUCUGAAUUUGCCCCAAUUAUUCAUGUUACUACUGGGACCCCCCUUGGGGAAGAGCCGGAUGCUCGGCCCACCCCCAGACACAGGGUCCACGUCCGGGGCAGCCCUGAGGGGCUGUGCCGGUUGUGAUCUCACAAGGUUUUAUUACAAAUGUUACGAGUUAUUGUUUGAGGCAGCUUCUCUAGGACUGCCUCCUAUUUUUGGUGCACUUGAUGAAAAGAAUAACUGUCAUAACAUGUCAAGUUUUACUGAUCUUAUUAUAAAUGCUGUAUUAGAUUGGGUUCUGAUGACAAAUUUGAAUUUCCUUACAGCACCGCUGUUUGCAAUGUCUGUUCAAUGGGGCCUGGCUGGGUCUCGGCAUGGUGAAAGGCUGAACCGGGAGCCUCUACACACGCCGCAAAGUUCUCCUGGUCAUGGCAGUCCAACCCAGUCUGAAAGUUCCAUAAUCCCUGGAAGUCCUCCACAAUUUGAGAGUUCAUCACAGCCUGAAGAACUUUCAAAGUCAUCAAGGACACCUUUGGAAGAGGCGUGUUUCAAUUUGGCCUAUAAAAGGCCGAGUUUAGGACUAUGACGUCAGCCCUUAGGAAGUCCCUGUCAGUCAAGGGGAUGAAACGCGUGUAGACAGUCGCAGCAGCCGAUCUCUCUGAUGAGACGCUUACUUGUGGGAUUUGUCUUUUGGAUUACUCAAAGUGACUCAUUGUUUGCUUCCAACUUCAACACUUACCGUAUUGCAGCAGUUCAAGGAUUCAGCACCUCAUCAUAUUGAAAAGACUGUGAGUGCAUGAGAAAUAUACAAUAUCACAUACAGGCAGUGGAAAUGCACUUCUUCUUUCCUCCCGCACAAUAAGUGGAUGCCUGGUUUGCGCUUCUUACAGCCGGUCUGGAAGGACUAAUUAUCAGCUCUCUUUUUCUUAUGCUGUUGAGUCAUAUAAUAAUUGUAUCACACUGUUCAAAUCUGCUGGAUAAUACCUAUCUUCAAACACAUAGAUCCUAUGCUUGUAUCAUGACAGUAUUAACCCUUCCAUUCGGGACUGUCCUCUGAUUUUGGUGUUGUGUUUAAGAUUUGGUAUAUUGAAAUUGUUGUAUUUGUGUCACUUUUUGCAUAACGAUUUAACUGUGGUUUUACCUUCUACUAUGGCUUUAUGUCUAAGUGAACUGCAUAGAUCCUCAAGAUAUUAUUAUGACAACAUUACCCUUAUAUAACCAAUAACUUUGGGGUUGUCCUCUGAUAGAGGUGUUGCAGGUUCACUAUUAUAUUAAGCCACUUUAUUUGUUAUGCUUAUACAUAUGACCUAUUUUCCCAUGAGACGUCUCUCUUAGAUAUUAAGCUUCAUAUAUAUGAAUUUUCAUUUUUUUUGCUUUUUGUAAUUAAUAAACUAUUGGUGCUUUGAAUGCA